Molecule: messenger RNA, 3243 nt
Organism: Lagenorhynchus albirostris (white-beaked dolphin)
Lineage: Eukaryota; Metazoa; Chordata; Mammalia; Artiodactyla; Delphinidae
Exons: 2
Coding region: 1732-2781 (349 amino acids)
Source: RefSeq, a predicted model, not a curated record
UUCCUGGGAACGGAGGGCCAGGUGCCGGGGCGGCAGCCCAGGGGAUCUGGUGGGUGUGAGGCCCCGCAGAGCUAACUGUCCCUCCGCACCGGAGGCAGAGGCUCUCGGAGGAGACACGAGAACAGAGAGGAGAGAGGUGGACGGGGGUCAGCUUCGGAGUUUCCUCCCUCGGCGAGGCCUGCCCACGCCAGGUCAUAGGUGGGAAACAGGCGGCCCGUGGGGCACCUGUCCAGGCAUCCCGCCCUUUCGGGUCCACCGACCUCACCCGAGAUGCCCCCGAACUGUCUGUCUGAGCACGGAGCAUCCCACCGAGAGGCGCCGCCAGCCACCUUCCCGGGCCUCCAGGGUUGAACAUUCAGAGUAGUAUCCUGUUGUAUUCUUCAGCUCUAAGGGAGUCUUGAAAAUCCAAAACCCACAGCCGCGAUGACAGCCAGCAGCCACCGCAGGGGGCAGAGAGGAGCUGGAGCUCCUUCAGAGCCCCUUUCCCAGAGAACGGUUAUCAUCUGGCCUACCUGGGGGUUCCCUGGAAGACCCUGCUCGCAAAGCUGUCUGUAUCUGACCCAACUCAGAGCCCAGCCAGUGCAAAAACUUCUUCCCCGAGGGUACUUGUCGAGAAUAUCUGGAUGGAAUUGUCCAAUUUCACAGCUGUCUGAGAAGCCGGAUGACAGUGGGGCAGACAAAGGCCAACCGAAAGGCUUACGGGGAAAAACUGGGCCAUGACAAGGCAUAGGUGCUUUGAAAGGCUCCCGGGAGCCUGGAAGGCCAGGCACAGUCUAGGGCUGUGUGCACACCCAGAAGAGACCUGAGGGGGCCCUGAGCCCUCGCCUCGGGCUGAGCUGGAGGGCUAAGGCAGAGUUGUGAGCAGCGGGACUGAGCGGGGACGCUGCACCCCAGCAUCCACACUGAGCCCCUCCGCAAAGACUAGGCGAUUCACUGGUUCCAGCCGUUUCAGGAAAUCUCUGACCGUCGGUCAACCACUAAACUAAGUGAGCAGAGAUUUCAGUGUCCAUGCUCAACGUGCAAUGCAGGCUCUACAGAAUUAGUUCAGAAACGUCACCGAACUGACAAACAACAACAAACCCUGGGAAAGCAGGAGAGUCUGAUUUCCAGAGUAGCUGUGCUGCCUUAUCUAAAAUGUUCAGUUUCAACAAAACAAAUUACAAGACGUGAGAAGAAAUAAGAAAGUAUGACUCAUAAAGAGGCAAAAGACCCAACAAAUAGAAACUGUCCCUGAGGAAUCCCAGAUAUUGGACUUAUUGGACAGAGGUGUUCAAUCAGUUAUUUUAAAUGUGUUCACAGACCUACAGGAAACCGUGUCUAAAGAACGAAAAGCAAGAGGAUGACGCCUCACUGGACGGCAGCCCUCGUGCUGUGGGCUCGCUCAGGGUCACCCACACUGCCCCCCAACCUGCGCCCUCUGAGGGCUGCCCGGAGAUGGCUGCCCUUGGAAAUCUGGGCUGGGGGGCACCAGACACCCCUCAAGGCCCCCAUCCAACCCAGAGGGAGUGGGAAGGGAAGUAGCAGGCCAGCCAGCCUCCGAGGAAGAGCUGGUUCAGCCUGAGGGGGCAUCCUGCCUGUUUCUACUGAGCUGGGCACACCAGGCUUGGAGGACAGACUCCACGUGAAUAAAAAUGGGAAAUGGGAGUCAGCUAUUGGGAGCAGGGUGGACACUGAAGGGGACAUGGCUGUCUUCAGACACCGGCGCCAUGCGGCUCUGGGGAGGGCUGAGGGAUGGCCGGCUCUGUCUGCUGCUGUGUGAUGUGGGACGGGCCGCCGAGCCUCUCUGAGCCUGUUUGUUUCUCUGUGAAGUGGAUCAUGAACCCCUCUCCUCCCACCUCACGGCGUUGCCUUGAGAAUCAAAGGCAGACCGACUGUAAGGGCGGAUUCCUCCUCUCUCUCGGCCUCUCCCCCAGGACCCUCCUGGAGAGGAGCUACUGUCCCUGGGGCACCUUCUCUUUCUGGAACCACACCCCUCAGCCUGCGUGGCCUGCAGGAUGUUUGCCUGCUCUUAUCACAGCCCGCAUGCAAACAGACGUGGGGAGCUCCAUGUGGGCGCCUGGUAACUGGGCCAUCUGUGCCGGCUGCCAGGCUCACCUCGGGCUCCAUCUGCGGCCACGGGGCAAGGAGGCCACGGCCUCCACGUGGUCCAGCAGGACGUGGACAUGGGAGGGUGAGGCCGGGGGACAAUCUGGCUUGCUGCAAGUCCGGGAACCGCAGCAGAGAGAGCUGACUGGCCUCAGGUCCCAGGAGGCCGAGAGGGCUGUGUCCACCUGGACCACCCUUCCUGCACGGCUGAGCCCAAGAUCUGGGCGCACAGGCCACCUUGGGAUAGGGUCACCCCAACACUGCCCAGGGAUGGGGAGCCAGGACAGGCGAUCCGCGCACGCCCAAAGGGUCACUCUUCAGCCUUGGCUUUGGGUGUGCAGCCAGGAGGCGAGGGCGGGCUGGGUUCUGGCCGGCUGCACGUUCUCGGGCACCUCAGGCCUGAAGGAGAGCAGGUCUGUGCAUUUGUGCGGGAAAAACAUUUCUUUAUUAGGACUUUAUUUUUUUAGAACAGUUUUAGGUUUACAGCAAAAUCGGAAGUGCAGAGAUAUUCCAUGUAUUACCCCCCUGCCUUCACACAUGCACAGCCUCCCUCCCCCAUUAUCAACAUCCCUCGCCAGAGUGGGACGUUCGUCACAGUUGAUGAGCCUGUGCUACAUCAUCAUCACCCAAAGCCCACAGUCUGUAUUAGGGUUCACUCUUGGUGUUGCACGUUCUGUGGGCUUGGACACCAUAUAAUAAUAUGUCGACGUGUAUCCAUCAUUAUUGUAUCAUACAGAAUGUUUUCACCAUCCUAAACAUCCUCCGUGUUCUGCUUAUUCGCCCCUCCCCCAUAAACCCUGGCAAACACUGAUAUUUUUACUGUUCCCUAUUGUUUUGUUCUUUCCAGAAUGUCAUAUAGGUGAAAUCAUGCAGUACGUAGCCUUUUCAGAUUGACAUCUUUCGCUUAGUGAUAUGCAUUUAAGUUCCCUCCGUGUCUUUUCGUCGCUUGGGAGCUCAUUUCUUUUUAGCUCUGAAUAACACUCUGUUGUCUGGAUGCAUCACCGGUGAUUUAUCCACUCACCUACUGAAGGACCUCUGGGUUGCUCCAAGCUUCCAAGUUUGGGCAAUAAUGAAUUAAGCCGCUAUAAACAUCCAUGUGCAGGUUUUUGUGUGGAUACAAAUUUUCAACUCCUUCGGGUAAAUACCAAGGAGCGUGAU